Molecule: messenger RNA, 1270 nt
Organism: Suncus etruscus (white-toothed pygmy shrew)
Lineage: Eukaryota; Metazoa; Chordata; Mammalia; Eulipotyphla; Soricidae
Gene: NAAA
Product: N-acylethanolamine acid amidase
Exons: 11
Coding region: 16-1077 (353 amino acids)
Biological process (GO): fatty acid metabolic process
Cellular component (GO): lysosome
Molecular function (GO): fatty acid amide hydrolase activity
Source: RefSeq, a predicted model, not a curated record
CACCCGCGACGGGCGAUGGCGCGGCUGCAGCUGCUGCAGCUGUUGCUGCUGUUGCUGCUGCAGGUCGGGGCGGGCGCGUCCCCCGGGGACCCCAAAGCCCCGCCGCUCUUCAACGUGAGCUUGGACGAGGCCCCCGAGCUGCGCUGGCUGCCCGUGCUGCGGCACUACGACCUGGACUUCUUGCGCUCCGUGUUAAUGCGGAUCCUGCGGGAGAACAUCCCCAAGUGGGUCCACCCGGUGAUUCGAAAGGGCGUCGGAGAGCUGGAGCGCUUCCUGCCGCCGCUGCUCAUCCAGGAGACUCGCGGCAUGUGCGACUUCAUGAACCUCAGCCUGGCCGACUGUCUCCUGGUCAACCUGGCCUACGAGUCCUCGGCAUUCUGUACCAGUAUUGUGGCUCAAGACUCCAGAGGCCAUAUUUACCAUGGCAGGAAUUUGGAUUAUCCUUACGGAGAUUUCUUACGCAAGUUAACCUUGGAUGUGCAAUUUAUAAAGAAUGGGAAGAUUGCAUUCACAGGAACCACUUUUAUUGGCUAUGUAGGAUUAUGGACUGGUCAGAGUCCACACAAGUUUACAAUUUCUGGCGACGAACGAGAUAAAGGCUGGUGGUGGGAAAAUGUGAUUGCUGCCCUUUUUCAGAGACACAGCCCAGUUAGUUGGCUUAUUCGCACUACUCUGAGUGAAUCAGAAAACUUUGAAGAAGCUGUUUACAAGUUGGCCAAGACUCCGCUGAUUGCUGAUGUUUACUACAUCGUGGGUGGCACGUCCCCUCUCGAAGGAUCGGUUAUCACUCGGAAUAGAGGAGGUCCAGCAGACAUUUGGCCUCUAGAUCCUUUAAAAGGAGCGUGGUUUCGAGUUGAGACGAAUUAUGACCACUGGAAGCCCACACCCAAGAAAGAUGACCGAAGAACACCUGCCAGCAAAGCUCUUAAUGCCACUGGACAAGCAAACCUCAGUAUGGAGGCUCUUUUUCAGGUUUUAUCUGUGGUUCCAGUUUAUAACAACCUCACAGUUUAUACAACAGUCAUGAGCGCUGCCAACCCAGAGAAGUACAUGACUAGGAUCAGAAAUCUGGGUUAAAUGUGAUUCAAAGGAAGAGUGAAAUCACCCAUGUUUUGAAAGAUUGCUACAAUAUAAGGUAGCUUGCAUGAAGGAAUUUGAGAGUUGGAAACAGGAAGAACACUCUGGCCUCUCUCCUCCUUCUUCCCUGAAAGAGAUCAUAAAGCCCUCAUGUGAGAAGUGUAACUCCUUUACCACCACAAAGGAACAUCUG